CGCCUCCCUAGUACACCAAGCAGGCUUUACCAAUGCGUGUUGACGGAGACUCAUGUCCAUCAAUGCCGUACUUCUCAUAAGUUUCGACGAGCAUCUUUAUUGAGGUACUUGGUGAUUAGUUGUCGUUUGACGCAUUUGGUGCGAUAGGCACCACCUUGGGCUCGGUGCUGAGUGGGAAUCGUUGGAAGACAGAACCUCGGCUAUAUGAUAACAUUCCUGGCAUGAUCGGCACCUCUGGACACGAUUUACCAACAGGGUCGGGGACCGUACCGCGGCAGGACGAGCCGCGGUCUCAGUCUGACGACGUGCCGACAUCAACGACAGCGUCGCAACCUACCUCAGCGUCCGUCCGACCUUCCACUCUUCCCGCUUUGCCGCCUUUGGAACAGCCGCAGCAGCCUUCGUCUCCGACGGGUAGUAUCCAAACCGGCCUCUCUCAAACAAUCAGUUCAAUAAACGAUCGUCAGAACCCAAGUAUACCUGCUUCGAAGGAGAAUUCGAGUUCUUGCCCAAGCAUGACUCGUGAUGGCUCGUCCUCCAGAUCGGAGAGUCCCAAAGAUUAUUGCAUAUUGACGGAAGGGGACUUGCUGUGUUUGCAAUCUCAGUGGCCUUUCAGCCGGCACGGAGGCGCGACUUUGGAAAGAAUACUUACAGUUCCGAGCAACCUUCAUGCACUGACAAAAGAUGAGCUCGUCGAGCUUAUCAAGUACGUCAACUCGGUAAAAGGUUGCCGUAUCAGACGAACUGGCCGAAAAUGCGAUCUCGCCGAUCGCUUGCGAAAUACUCUAUUUCCGCCUCGGUCGCCGAUCACAACCUCCUAUGCUUCCCGCUCGUCUAAUUCAUAUGGCAAGAACGUCCAAAGGACCAUAAUAUAUCCCCCCACCGCAGCAUUGUUAGAAAACGCCUGGAGUAAACUUCGUAGCUCAUACCACAUGGAAAAUGAGCUUGUCGCAGAAGUCAUAUCUCGUCAAUUUGAGCAUCCAAAGAAAGAAGUGGGGACCGCAGAGAUGACUAUCGAUUUUGAUAGCUAUGACUCCCCUGUAUGGAAAUCAAGCCUGAAGGAUCCUAAUUAUCGAUUCUUGCUUCAUAUUUUUUCGGACCAAGCUCGGGGAUUUCUAACGGAAGCCACUUUACGACGGGUCUUUAAAGUCAUGGUGAAUGACUUUACCGUUCCAGCAUUUAUUGGACACGAAGCCCAGCAGUACUUGGAUAUCACGGUACAGAUGCAGGCCAACAUUGCACAGUCCAAAUUCAGGAUUCAUAUUACCGGGCCAGCACUCUGGUGGCAAGCUGGUAUUGUAUCACUAGUCUGCGUUAAGAGUGUGCCACCCGAAGAGGGUGUGAGUAGAGUUUACGGCCAGACUCUCAAAGCAUGGGGUGUCGAAGAUAUACCCAUGACGGAAUGUCAACCUGGAUUUUCUUCAUUUCGACGGCUGCAUUUUGAUUCCCUACAGGUUGCUAGCAGACUGUUUGCGGAGAAAGCCCUCUCGAGACUAGAUGAUACGAAAAGUAUGGGUAGAGAUGGCGAUGACGACGAUAUUCAGAUGGGGAAUCAGAUCAUCACGUUCAAGUGUCCUUUGACACUAGUAAGGAUAAAGGUGCCUGUUAAAAGUAAGAAAUGUCGUCACCGACAAUGCUUUGAUUGCGAGGCAUUCUUGACCCUCAAUCAAAACCCUGGCAGCAAAUGGAAAUGUCCUGUUUGUGGAAAGCCAGUAGACCCUGGGGACCUGCUGGUCGACGCACCCUUUGCAUGCCUCCUAUCAAAAUAUGCUAAUGCAGAUCGCUGCAUCAUCCUACCCAAUGGAAACGACACGGCAUUUGACGAAACGUCACAGGAAGAGCGGGCACCAGCACAGAUCCCACAAGAACGGACACUCAAACGAAAAUUAAGCCAUCUCGAGGACGAUACGGUUAUUGAGUUGGGAUCUGAUAAUGAAGCGCAGGGUCGUGAAAAACGGCCAAGGGCAACCUCACCCCCUUGCAGCACCUCAGUCAGCUCCCCCAAAGUCCAUGUCCAGAUCUUUUCGCCGCAAAAAAAGGUUCCUGGAUUACCUGAAUGGAGUGGGACGAUUAUUGAAUUAGAUUAAAGUAGCGGAAAUGUAUAAUGAGAUGGAGGAGGGAAAUGGAGGAGGGAAUGGGAUAGCCUGUUAUUGCACAUUUCGUGUAGAUAGUUUUCAUUGUUGCUGAUUUCUAACAAGUUCCCGUGAACUUUUGAUUUGAAAUUAUGCAACCCAGCUGAACAAAUAAAAGUUACCUUUAGAUUCUCA
Spizellomyces punctatus DAOM BR117 is the source of this 2267-nucleotide messenger RNA. RefSeq lists its product as uncharacterized. Bases 222 to 2087 code for a protein of 621 amino acids. Gene Ontology annotation, molecular function: zinc ion binding; SUMO ligase activity. The transcript is spliced from 12 exons. The record is from RefSeq and is a predicted model, not a curated record. Lineage: Eukaryota; Fungi; Chytridiomycota; Chytridiomycetes; Spizellomycetales; Spizellomycetaceae. Gene Ontology annotation, biological process: protein sumoylation.